AUGAAGCUUUCUGCUCUGCUGCCUGUGUUCUUGCUGCUCUGCUCUGAAAGCAGAGGUUCUGAGGCGUCUCAUCCCAAACCAGCUUGUCGUUAUCCUCCAUCUCAGUGGUGUCGAUCACUGGAGAUUGCAAUCGAGUGUAAGGUUCAGAAGCAGUGUAUGGAGUUGAACGCCACCCGACCAAACCGGGCUGUACCUCCAGUAUCUGUCUCUCUGUACUAUGAGACCUUGUGCCCAGCCUGCAGACUCUUCAUCACCCAGCAGCUGUUCCCCACCUGGACGAUGCUGAAGGACAUCAUGGCCGUCACACUCGUGCCCUACGGGAACGCUAAGGAGGUUGGGUCAGGAAACUCCCCUUUCACCUGUCAGCAUGGCGAGCCCGAAUGCAAAGGAAACCUUAUUGAGGCCUGUAUCAUCCACAUAACAAGACACUCAGCACUUCAGAUCAUCAGCUGCAUGGAGUCGGCUGCAAAUGUUCUCAAUGCUGCACAGCCUUGCCUGCAGCUCUACGCUCCCUCUGUCUCCUGGGCGAGCGUCGACUCCUGUGUGAAAACCGGACUGGGAAACAAGUUGAUGCACGACAACGCCGCCAUGACCAGAACUCUGAACCCACCUCACACUCACGUCCCCUGGGUCACCUUCAACGGGGAAUACACGGAGGAGAACGAGGACAUGGCCAUGUCGUCCCUUUUCAAAUUGGUUUGUCAACUUUACAAGGGAGUGAAGCCUCCAGUCUGCACUGGAGCCCCGGUCAGACUGAACAGAAGCUACUGCUAA
Limanda limanda (common dab) is the source of this 774-nucleotide messenger RNA. Its product is annotated as gamma-interferon-inducible lysosomal thiol reductase-like. Bases 1 to 774 code for a protein of 257 amino acids. Gene Ontology annotation, molecular function: oxidoreductase activity, acting on a sulfur group of donors, disulfide as acceptor. Lineage: Eukaryota; Metazoa; Chordata; Actinopteri; Pleuronectiformes; Pleuronectidae. Gene Ontology annotation, cellular component: lysosome. The record is from RefSeq and is a predicted model, not a curated record. The transcript has 7 exons.